This is a messenger RNA of Halichondria panicea, 5725 nucleotides long. RefSeq lists its product as uncharacterized. The transcript has 7 exons. Bases 156 to 1097 code for a protein of 313 amino acids. The record is from RefSeq and is a predicted model, not a curated record. Lineage: Eukaryota; Metazoa; Porifera; Demospongiae; Suberitida; Halichondriidae.
CACUUUCAUUUGAGCAGUUAUAAUAGGCUAUCGCAGUUAUUAUUAGAUGGGGGGUGGCCCGUUUUUUUGUUGGGAGGUGGCCGGGCCACACCUAUCUCAGUUACUGUAGCUAUCAUACAAGUUAAUAGACUCACAGAGACAAGCUAAACUAAGCCAUGGAGAUAGUUAACAACUGUUCCUACGGUGUCAUCACACAAAGACAGAUCAGUGGAACAGGCAGAGAGAGUAAGACUGUUGACAAUCUCAGAGUUAGUGUUGACCAUAGGGAUGAAGGAGUGUACGAAAAUGUUGAGUACAACUUCACUAAUAUCCCGAUCGAGCAAAACCACGCCUACAAUGUGCACAGUACUGGACGGUUGGACGAGGUCAGUGAGUACGUCGAAUUAAUCAUCCCUACGGAGUCAGCUGCAAAUGUGAUUGUCCAACAAAACCAGGCUUACAACAUCAUUACUACACAGCCAACAACUGAUCGUUGCUACGAGAAUAUCCCAGAAAAUGCGAAUGAGCAAAUUUAUGAAGAGCAACAAAACCAUUUGACACAAGCCCCUGGGGAAGUAUCAACACAAGCCCCUAAGAAAGUAUCAACACCUAUUUCGCCAUUGAAGGCUAUCUGUAGAACCUGGCAAGGCAAAGUGGAAGUGGCUGUCAGAAUAAACAUCCUUGUGCUGGCAUUUCUACUGAUGGGGCUAUAUGUAUCUGCUGGUCAGGCUUACAUCACACCUAAUGAGUUUUCAUUGAAUCCUCUUAAUUCAUAUAUCAGAGUGAUUGUAGGAGGUAUUUUUCCACUCCAAUUGAGUAUUGUAAUCAGCAUGGAAAUAGUACACCUCUGCAUCAGGACAUGCAGGAUAAGGACAACCAAAUGUUUCCUCACAUGGGACAUUUUAUACUGUUGCAUGAUAAGCUUCUUCUCACUGGUGUUCCUCGGAAUAUCAACCUGGCAAACUGUACUAUGGUCUACAACAAGUAAUCUGGUAGAAUAUGCCCUCUUCAUUCUAAUCACGGUACUGUGCUUCAUCUUCAUGGCUCUGUACAUGCUCAAGGUUUGCUGGAUUAGAGCAACCAUUAGUAUGAAGUGGGAUUCAAGAAUGGAAAUAUAAAACAGCAAGAAUAGCCAGCAAACUGCCUUAAACUAAAACAUUAACAUUAAGCGCAAUAAAUUCAUACGUAGUUACGAUUAAAUAUCAUCACAUAUUUCACAACUGCCAUAUAAUUAUGGCCAAAACCAUAGACAACAGCUCAAAAGGAAACUAUUACACACAUAAUUACAAUCAUUAUAGGAAGCACAGUUUUAUUAUUAGACGGGCGUGGCCCGUUUUUGUUGGGAGGCGGGCCACACCCAUCUAAGUUACUGUAGCAAUCAUAACAAGUUAAGAAUCACAAAUAGAAGCCAUGGAGCUAGUUAACAACUGUUCCUACGAUGUCGGCACACAAAGACAAAUCAGUGGAACAGGCAGAGAGAAUGAGAAGAUUGUUGAAGAUGCUGUUACAGAAACAAAUGUUGACAUCCAAGAAAAUCCUGCAUACAAUUUCAUAGCUACCAAUGCGAGUGUUGAGUGUGGGGAUGGGGGAGAGUACGAAAACGUUAUGUACAACUUUACAAAAAUCCCGAUCGAGCCAAACCCUGCCUACAAGGUGCACAGCACCAGGCGGUUGGACAAAGUUAGCGAGUACGAAUUAAUCAUCCCUACGGAGUCACCUGCAAAUGUAAUUGUCCAACAAAACCAGGCUAAUAACAUUAUUACUACACAGCAAGGUGAUACUGCAUCUGAUCGUAGUUAUGAGGAGAUCUCAGAAAAUAUAACCAAGCAAUUUUAUGAAGAGCAACAAAACCAUUUGACACAAGUCCCUGGGGAAGUAUCAACACAAGCCCCUAGGAAAGUAUCAACAUCUUUUUCGCCAUUGAAGGCUAUCUGUAGAACCUGGCAAGGCAAAGUGGAAGUGGCUGUCAGAAUAACUAUCCUAGUGCUGGCAUUUCUACUGAUGGGGCUAUAUGUAUCUGCUGGUCAGGCUUACAUCACACCUAAUGAGUUUUCAUUGAACCCUCUUAAUUCAUAUAUCAGAGUGAUUAUAGGAGGUAUUUUUCCACUCCAAUUGAGUAUUGUAAUCAGCAUGGAAAUAGUACACCUCUGCAUCAGGACAUGCAGGAUAAGGACAACCAAAUGUUUCCUCACAUGGGACAUUUUAUACUGUUGCAUGAUAAGCUUCUUUUCACUGGUGUUCCUCGGAAUAUCAGCCUGGCAAACUGUAAUAUGGUCUACAACAAGUAAUCUGGUAGAAUUUGUCCUCUUCUUUCUAACCACGGUGCUGUGCUUCAUCUUCACGGCUCUGUACAUACUCAGGGUUUGUUGGAUUAGGGCAACCAUUAGUAGGAAGUGGGAUUCAAGAAUGAUAAUAUAAACCAGCACGUACGGAAAAUCAGCGAACAGCCCAUAGCCUUAACGUAAUUAAACUCAUAGUGAUUACGAUUGACGCACGUAUACAUUGGACUAUAUAAUUGCUGCAUAGAUUAACAUUAAGCAGGCCCUAGGGCGCACACGAUGCCUUAUUGCACACAUGUAUGCUCUACGAUUCUUUGGACAUUAACCCAAUUAUACUAAUUACAUGUAAGUGCAAGGUGAACUCAUAGGUGAGGCUACUGUAGCUUCUGGCAAGGCAAAGUGGAAGUGGCUGUUAGAAUACUAUCAUAGUGGUGAGAUAAUAGAACAUACUUAUAACACCCAGAGGAGGUACGACAGACGUGGUUCAACUCUAGCAAUUAGUAUCUGAUUAGACACUAAUUACCCGCCCACGUACAUCAUUAUUAAUCAGAGGCUGUUUUUCUCUAAUUGAACGACCAACACAGCAAUAACGCUGUACAUGGGAACAAUCAAACACUAAUUGCUAGAGCUGAACCGCGCCUGUCGUACCUCCUCUGAGACUUUAAUUAACAUACCGGGUUUCUUUAUUUUCAUACUCCUAUAUAGGAAAAAUUCCAAUGAGUCACAUGACACACAGCUGAUAGUCCUAGCUCACCCGUGCUGUAGCACCUGAUAGAGGAACGUCUCCUCACUCCUCACACCUCUCACACACUCCCUCUGCUCACACUCUUGCUGACGACGACGAGUCAGCAGUUUCUCAUACAAAUCAGCUCCUAUAAAGAACGGAAAAAAUGUCUUAUACAAUGAAAGCACCGCGGGUGCUGAUGCCUCGGUGGAGGUGCCAAAGCUACAUAACAUAAAACUACUAAUAGCUAGCUUUUAUACACACAUUGAUUAUAAUUAUCAUGAUGAACAUCUUUAAUUUUGCUGCAUGAAAAUGGUGGGUAAUGAUCAACCAUGAUUGUUGUUAAAAACGAUUGAUGCCAAAAGUUCAAGUCUAAAAUUAUGGCUGCAAGUCAGCAGAGCCUUGCAGCUCUCUGCUCACUCUUGCAGCUACCAAUAGCUAGCGUUCUAAUGUAGAGCUAACUACUAAGUAGAGUAGUAACACUCGGGGAACAAGUUUUGCUACGGACUCUUCUGAAAAGGCUGCAAUAGCAUUCCAAGUAAGCAAAACUAGGCAUAACUCGAGAACGAAGCAUUAUUUUGCAAAUCCACGAAUUAAAAUCCAAGUAAACAUGACUAGAAGCCUAUAGAAACUCUUACUUGCACUUGAUUCAUCCUUGAGCAGCUGUAGCGGUCUACACACACACACACACAGACACACUACCGUAUACCUCGCUUGCGCAUGCGCACCGAGGCAUAAAUAUACCAUCACAGUGUCUCUAUUAAACUGAUAUUUCUAAUACAACAAUUCAGGUAGGACUGAAAUAGAUUACCUUUGAGAGUUGUGAUGCCAUUUUCUCUGUAACACUUUAAUUUCUUAAUCUGCUGAUGAAGCUCAUCCUCCACUGUCAGAAAAACAACAUAAUUUCAAUCUCGUCAUCACAAAGCCUGUAAUAGUAGCACUCGUACACUUACUGUAGUGACUGAUGAGGAACUUGGCUGCACUCUGUGGACUCAUGAACCUCAUGAACGGACGAGCCACCAUCUUCAAUCUCCUGAGGUACGACCGGAAGAGACAAAAAGAUAAAGUUAGAGAUCCCUUCAUUUUUGAAAUUACUAUAGUCGGCUCUGUAACUUGAGUUCUGACGGUCCAAAUUUUAUGAUUUUAUGAUUUUUGGAAAGCUUAGAAGGAGCCCGUUCAGAUGGUGGCUUAACUAACAAAUUUGGAACGGAUCAUAAUUUUCCAUUUUCGGGAAAAGACCAUUAUAGCCCAUGGUAUUUUGUCAAAAACAGGCUCAAAAUAGACUUUUGAUUUUAACACAUCAUUUGAAUAGCCUCUCUCUAAGCCUUCAGAUAAUCAUAAAAUUAUCGUUUUUGGACCAACGGAACUAAAGUUAUGGCUGCUCAAAGAUGUUCUAUUUAACGCUACGUUGAUUCUAUUAGCGUGCUUUACUACCUCAGGCUGUAAGCUCAGACACAUUGCACAGUGUUUUAUAUCUAUACAGUACAUUCCUUCAGCUAGAGGAAGCUUCAAACACUUGCAGUGAGAGAGACUUACAAUUGACUCUUUGUCAGUCUCGUCUUGUCAAUGGCUACGGGGAGAAGGCAAUUAAAUAGAGAUAAAUUUUCGGGAGGAAAUGCAACGUGAGAUUUACAAUAACACACCAAUCUGCUUCUUGAUGUCCAAGAGUCCGUACUCCCGCACUAAACUGUGGGGGCGUGGCAAUAAUCAGCUCGUCCCUUCAAAAUAACUACACAAUGUUUACCUCUUUCGUGCAGCCCUUUGCUUCAGUCGAGAGCAGUAGAUCUUUAUGGAGGCCAAAUUAAAAGCUGGGGAGGGUCAAAUACACUAAAUUAAUUAGUUUACUAUAUACCAUGAUAAUAAUGCAUGCAGCUGCGCUGACAUACCUUUCAUUAGCAUGUCAUCAUCAUCAGAGUCAGGUGACAGGUUUGCCACUAUACUCUCUGCCCCGUUGUCAGGCUCCUAUAAUAUAGUAUACAGGAACAUAACGAUAGUAUACAAGAAUAUACCAAUAGUAUACAAGAAUAUACCAAUAGUAUACAAGAAUAUACCAAUAGUAUACAAGACAAUACCAAUGAUAUAUUGCACUAGUAUAACACUAGUAAUCUCACCACAGCAAAGUCUCCACGACGUGGCAUGAACCCAGAUAUCUCGGUACCAGGAUAGUACACUGGAACCGGAUCAUUGGAUUCUGACUCUCCUCUGGCAUGGGAAUCAGACUUUACUACUCUGCACACUUCUGGACGGAGUGGUAUCGCUGCCCAUUGUAUAACGAGUUGAUAAAUAUUUGCAUUCAUGACACAAUAUACGGGUUACCUGGCAACACAGGGUGGGGGUUGAACAUGUAGCAGUUGUUGUAAUGAUCUUGACAUUCUGAAUACGAAUCAAAUGAUAAUGUUUGCAUACCUCAAUCUAUAAACACUUACCUUCAAGUGUCUUUCCAACUUGUGUUGAAAUAGGAGCCCUAUGAUGCGGUUAAUGUCUCAUGUAAAGUGGAUCCAAGAAAGUAAUAAUUAUGUGGACGUGAGAGUAUUGCGAUUGUGUGGACAUGAUUAUUAUUGGAAUGUACGUCAUUUAAUAUAAAAAUAUUAAGUCCCACUUUACCAGUUUCCAUAUCCAUACUCAUCAAUGGCUUCCAGCAGCUGCAGCUCUUCUUUACCUGUCCAGUCAUCGCAGAACAAACCAGACUCCAUCACUAAACAACCUUCUUAGCUUUUAGCCUAGAUGUGCUUCUAUUGGAAAA